UGUUUACCGGUGAAUGGAGUGGCCGUUCAAAUUAUGUCUGCCCCCAUAAGCAUGCUCCAGUCCGUGCAGCAUGAAUAUCUUCGGAAUUCACUUGGAAUGGGAGGGCCUGAAAUCUAUCUUGGAGUUUUCGGCCAGUGCCGUAGGUAUUCUUCUUCUCACCUGUGUCGUGCUAUUCUACUUUCUGGUCUCGUUCAAGCCCCGGUGUCGUACGGUGGGUCGGACUCGCGUUGCCAUCCUUUACAAGGGCCGAGGUGAAUCUGGCCUUGCAAAACGUACCUGGAUGGGUGCUGUGCCUUGGUUCGCACCCGAUGAAAGAGACAAUAGGGCUUUCUUGUCCGUUUGUGAGGCUCGUCACGAGAACUCAGUCUUUCAGCAGAAGCGAGUCUUGUUGCUCACUGCACAUCCCGACGACGAGUGCAUGUUCUUUGGUCCGUGUAUUCUUGACCUUCUCGAGAACGAUACUCAAGUUUUUGUUCUCUGCUUCUCACCUGGUUCAGGAGGACUGCAAAAAGUGAGAAAAUAUGAACUCCUUGACAGCUGUGAGACACUUGGAAUCCCCAGGGAGAAUGUUUUCUUACUCAAUUUUACACACUUGCCAGACAAUCCCUCUUUAGACUGGAAACCAUCACUCAUUGCUGGGCUUGUGCUUUAUCACAUCGAGAUGCUCAGUUGUGAUGCUGUGGUGACCUUUGAUAACACUGGAAUUUCAGGUCAUGUCAAUCAUCGGGCUCUCUACCUGGGAGUCAAGAUGCUACUCUGCACUCGUUCUGUCCCUGCAUGUGAGGCAGUGCUCCUCCUUCUCUACUCCAUUCAUCACUUGUCCUGA
Molecule: messenger RNA, 826 nt
Organism: Darwinula stevensoni
Lineage: Eukaryota; Metazoa; Arthropoda; Ostracoda; Podocopida; Darwinulidae
Source: the annotation of a GenBank genome assembly